This is a messenger RNA of Triticum turgidum subsp. durum (durum wheat), 453 nucleotides long. Lineage: Eukaryota; Viridiplantae; Streptophyta; Magnoliopsida; Poales; Poaceae. The record is from the annotation of a GenBank genome assembly.
AUGUGCUGGCUCACAGCUAGACGGCGGCGUCAGGCUGAGGAGGAGCGCCGGAGACAGAUGAUGAGGCAAAGAGAAGAGGCGGAGAGGCGAAGAGAAGAGGCGGAGAAGACGCCCUGCUUCCGCUUGAGAAGGAACCUGGCCGCCUACGAGAUGGAGGAGGGAAGGAGGAUAAGAAGGGCCGCCGAGAGGGCCAAGGCGAUGGAGAACACCGGGGCGGCUGACAAGGUACAAGGGAAGGGGAAGAACGUGUCACCACAGGAGGUGAGGAUGGAGAAGGAGAAGACGAGGAAGGAGAAGAAAGAGGAGGAGAGGCUCAAGGCGAAGGUCGAGAAGGAGAGGAAGAAGCGCGAGGAGGAGGCCAAGAAGAAACGAGAAAGAGAGGCCAAAGAGAAGGAGUUGGAGAAGAAGAGGAAAGAGGCGUCCAAGAAGAGAAAGACCGCCAAGGGAAAAUGA